CAAGCUAAUUCACUGGCAGAUCGAGAGGCUGGAGAAUUACCUUCAGUAAGAAACCGCGGGCGUCAGGUGCUCUCCGAAGCGACGCGGGCAGCUGAAUGUUAUUUGAGGACUUUUAUUCUUAACCACUGGACUAGAUGAAUACGGAAACGAGAAGCUAAAAAAAUAUGCGGACGCAAAAUAUCUGAAAAUCGCGACUGGACAUGUAAAUACAUUGAACGAUGGAAAGCUGAGAGCAAGUUGGAUCUGGACUUGUUCCAUGCGUCUUUUUGCGCGGUGGGCUCUUCCGUCCCAAGGAAGCGUUUUGAGAAUUCCAGGCGUCCGGUUUGUGGUGCAAAACCGGGUGGAUUUGUUUGAUCCACAAAGCACAAAUAACUUGGCCAAGUGGAGCUACAAAGACUCCUGUGCUGCGUAAUUUGGGUAAAAGGAAGAAGAAAAAAAUGCUGGCCCGGAUCAUUUUCAUUUGCUUCUUCUUUGCUGGUGCUAGUUUUCAUGAUAAUGAACCCAAGGCAUUGUACGAUGGAGCUUGCAAAUCUUUGUGCACCUGUGAAGAGAAAGAUGGACAAUUGUACAUGAACUGUGAACACAGAAACAUAAGCAGAAUCUCAGAUGUGAAAGUACCGUCAGAUAAACCUUUCCAUUUAAAUCUAUACAAAAAUGACUUAGUGGAAUUACUUGCAGAGGAAAUGCAUGCUUUCAAGAAUGCCGUCACCUUACAUCUUGGUGCAAACAGCAUACAGGAGCUUGAACCUGGAGUGUUCAGUGCACUGGGAUCCCUGAGAAAGCUCCACAUAAACAGCAAUUUCCUGGUCAUGCUCAAGGAGGACACAUUUCACGGCUUGGUAAAUUUGGAAUACCUUCAGGCUGACACCAACUUUAUCCGGGUUGUGGAGCCUGGGGCCUUCAGCAAGCUUGUCCGUCUUAAAGUUUUGAUCCUCAAUGACAACUCCAUCGAGUACCUUCCAAGCAACAUUUUCCGCUUUGUUCCUCUGACACAUUUGGAUCUGCGUGGGAACAAACUGCAGACUCUGCCAUAUGUGGGCUUCCUGGAGCAUAUUGGUCGUAUCAUGGAGCUGCUGUUGGAGGACAAUGACUGGGUCUGCAAUUGUGAAAUCUUGCAUUUGAAGGUCUGGAUUGAGAACAUGCGAGCACAGUCAUCCAUUGGCGAGGUGGAAUGCAGUAGACCUAAAGCUCUAAAGGGCACCUCUUUGACCAGGGUCAAAAAGGAUUUACUUUGCCCCUCCCAUGUUGACAUCAACCUCGAAGAGCCAUCAAAAUCUCUAGACUUGGUUGUCACCCCAUCCACCAAGGUUGUUCGGAUACCAAAUUUCAACGAUGGCUCAAAAAUACCCACACCUGCAAACGGCCUAGGUACAUUUUGCAUGCCAAUGUGCUCUUGUCCACCCCAAAGUAUGGGGUUUUUAAUGCAAUGUGAGGACCGAGACAUUCAGAAGUUAUCUGAUAUAGGCAUUCUUGAACAAAGCCCAAACAUGCUGAUUUUGACUGGGAAUAUGAUACAGCGACUAUAUAAAUAUGAUUUUGUGACGUACGACAAAUUGGAAUUGCUCAAUUUAUCAAACAACCACAUAGACUACAUUGACAAUGAAACCUUUCUGAGUUUGAGCAAUUUGAAAAAGUUGUACCUGAAUGGAAAUAGGAUAGAGAAAAUCUCGGUAACAAUGUUUCUUGGCCUUCACAACUUGGAAUACUUGUACUUGCAGUAUAAUGUCAUCAGAGUGAUUGAGGCUGGAUCGUUCAACCCUUUGACAAAUCUAAAGCUCCUCUUGCUAAACAACAAUCUACUCAACACUCUCCCAGCACAAAUAUUUCGUAAUGUGCCCUUGGUGACAUUGAACCUAAGGAAAAACGUCUUUAUGCACUUACCGGUGAGUAAUGUGUUGGACCAGCUCAAUUAUUUGGAGCAUAUUUAUCUUGAGGACAAUCCCUGGGACUGCACUUGUGAUUUGGUCAGCCUCAAACAGUGGGUAGAAAAGCUAAGUAAGGAGACUGUGGUGGGUACCAUCUUAUGCCACACGCCUCAAAAAUUGUCUACUGCUGAGGUUAGAAACCUGAAGCAUGAUGUUCUCUGUCCUGGCUUGGUCACGUAUAAGUCCCUAACUGGAGACAACAAGGACAGUAGUGCAGUCACGAUUGCGCCAGAGGGCAACACCACCAGCUUCUUCCAUUUUCUGACAGAUGCAGUGCCACUAUCGGUACUCAUCCUCUGCCUUCUCAUCCUCUUUCUGAUCUUAAUUUUCUGCACUGCAGGGAUCAUAGUGUUUGUGCUACACCGUCGACAGAGACAGGCCAAGAAGAAACAAACAGAGGAGCAACCUCGUGAGAGCAGUCCCAUCCACCUGCACUAUAGCAUGUAUGGGCAGAAGACCACCCACCAUGUAACUGAAAGUCAAGGGCCUGGCAUGUACGACGGACCUUCCCGUAGCCCAAUCCUCCAGGUCUGCAGGAACCCUAGUUACUGCUCUCAGCACAAACAAUAUGAGUUAGAUGAGUACAAUAGCGAGAAACCUAAGCAUAUCUGCCACAGCAUUCUUGAUAAGGAGAGCGAAUCCCUACUUACAGGACCCAAUGUGAAGUUUAGGGCUAUCACCGAUUACCCCACUGAGUUUGGGAGUUUGGGAGAUGCAAGCUCUUUGUACAAGAACAUCUUAGAAAGGGAACGAGAACUCCAACAGCUCAGCCUCACUGAAUAUCUCAGGAAAAACAUAUCACAGCUACAACCGGCGGUGGACAUGCAAGUCCCCAACCGCCACAAAGAGCUGAAACUAAUGGAGACUCUUGUUUAUAGGCCACGGAAGGUCAUGGUGGAACAAACUAAAAAUGAGUACUUUGAACUCAAAGCCAACUUACAUGCCGAACCAGACUAUUUAGAAGUCUUAGAGCACCAAACGACUUUCAACUGAGAUAAGUUCACUGUAUGCUGUGAUUUGACAAAUGAUACCCCAAGUGCCUUCUGACAGUUCAUUCUGAGUUCUGAUUUAGCCUGAGAGAUAUAAUGCAACAAUGUCAGAGUAGAGGCAAUUCUCUCAAUACAAUCAUUUGAUUGCAGACGAAUUUCAGGUGGACCUUUAGCGUUAACAUGCUAUUGGACAUUGCAGAUGAUGGAUUAUACAUUCUAACAAAAUUCCAGUCACACAGAAAGAUUUCCAAAGUGUUGUCUUCGGACAAGAUUGGCUUCGAAACCACAACAUUUUUUGUGCAUUGAGUUUAAUGCAUCCUCUGUAUGUUUGGUAGGGAAGAAUAGCAUAGGAGUCACUUCACAUUUAUAUCAGUGUAACUCUUAUUAUGUAUGUGAAAGAUCUUCAAGCACUGUUUAUUUGUAGCAAUGGAAGAAAACAUGUUUUCCUU
Messenger RNA from Carassius gibelio (silver crucian carp), 3363 nucleotides. Its product is annotated as SLIT and NTRK-like protein 6. NCBI's taxonomy places the organism in Eukaryota, Metazoa, Chordata, Actinopteri, Cypriniformes, Cyprinidae. Gene Ontology annotation, biological process: axonogenesis; regulation of presynapse assembly; positive regulation of synapse assembly. The transcript is spliced from 2 exons. Gene Ontology annotation, molecular function: protein binding. The record is from RefSeq and is a predicted model, not a curated record. Gene Ontology annotation, cellular component: membrane. Bases 438 to 2918 code for a protein of 826 amino acids.